This is a messenger RNA of Cooperia oncophora, 480 nucleotides long. Lineage: Eukaryota; Metazoa; Nematoda; Chromadorea; Rhabditida; Trichostrongylidae. The record is from the annotation of a GenBank genome assembly.
AUGUUUGUUUCUGUGCUGACCCUCGACAAAGUCGUCGAAUUAGCCGUACAUCUCCAAUUGAUUAUUGGAAGAAUUGAAAAGGCAAUAGACUACACGUGCAUCUUCACUGUCGGUUGCCCACGAGAGUGCACAGCUUGUAACCUUUGCCAUAAUUCCAAACUACAAGUGCUCGACGUGCUCUCUGGAAAAGCAAGAAAAGGGAAAUGUCCUGAACUCAUCAGCUGUGCCACCGAGUGCCUUGCGCAAAGCAACAACAUGUCGUCAAUCAGCCACUGUCUCCGUCGAAAGUGCGCCUUCUACUGCUUUAAUGGUUCUUGCCCGAAAUGCUCAUCUUUUGUUACAAAGCUGUUCAACCAGAUAUGCAUCUCUGGCUCACUCCGUGACAAAGUGGGAUUCCAGGGUCAAUGUCCGGAGUUGUUCAGUGCGAUCGUAUAUGCUAAAUUUCAAGAACAAUUCGACAGCGAGCAGACAAGGAAAUGA